This is a messenger RNA of Alternaria ventricosa, 795 nucleotides long. RefSeq lists its product as uncharacterized. Bases 1 to 795 code for a protein of 264 amino acids. The transcript has 3 exons. NCBI's taxonomy places the organism in Eukaryota, Fungi, Ascomycota, Dothideomycetes, Pleosporales, Pleosporaceae. The record is from RefSeq and is a predicted model, not a curated record.
AUGGUACGGAGGGGUUUCGCAGCGGACGCUGCCUUUACGAACGAGAAAAUGAUCACCUUCAAAGUUGGUCAUGGAGGCAAGGCCGUGUUCCUGGUUCCUGAGGACCGCAUCCGUGCCUCGUCCGAGUUCGUCGACGCAGCGAUGAGGGGACCAUGGCAAGAAUCGCAAGAGCGUGUCAUCACCCUGCCCGAGUUUGACAGGCAUACCUUUGGUAUCUACUUUCAGUGGCUUGUUACAGGCGUCAUCCACAGCAAACCCAGUCCCACCGAUGGAGAAGACCAGUUAGCUGAGCUCACGAAAGACUUAUACCGGGAAAUCCUUGGACUACCUCAAUUGUUUGAUCUGGGUCACUUCUUAAUCGACGCUGACUUUAGAGACACUCUUAGCGAUAUUCUCACACAAUGCGCUAGCGAUAUUCGGGGAUUGUCAAUCAUGUUCCCGCCCAUUUACGGUUCGAGGUUCUACGAAAACACACCAGAAGGCUCGCCAACUAGAAAGCUUGUCGCAGAUCUUGUUGCCGAGUGCAUUGAACAAUACCAGCCCAAGGGGCUCGGAUUGAAUCAAGACACUGUGCAUUCUGACUACAUCAUGGAUCUUCUUCUUGCCGUGUCUGACAGGCUUGGUUCUCGGUUUACUAAGUCACCACUGCGUGGCUGGCAGACGAGCUGCAAGUAUCACUGUCACGGCGACGAGAAGCCUUGCUACAGGAAGAAAGUCGGCACGUCUCGCACUAUCCCAACGAAGCGCCCAGCUCCCAACGACACACAGUCACCAGACGCAAAGCGACGUGCUUGA